Messenger RNA from Enhydra lutris kenyoni (northern sea otter), 712 nucleotides. RefSeq names its product PTTG1 interacting protein (gene PTTG1IP). The coding region runs from base 95 to 637 and encodes 180 amino acids. The transcript has 6 exons. Gene Ontology annotation, biological process: protein import into nucleus. Lineage: Eukaryota; Metazoa; Chordata; Mammalia; Carnivora; Mustelidae. The record is from RefSeq and is a predicted model, not a curated record. Gene Ontology annotation, cellular component: nucleus; cytoplasm.
UCCGGGGGUGGGGGGCAGACUGCCUAGCUCCGCCGCGGAGGUGGACAGUGGCCGCCUGACGACCGACCCGCCCGGCCGAGGGCCUGCGGCCAGCAUGGCGUCCGGCGGCGCUCCCGGGCUGAUGCGGCGCUGGCAGCUGCUCCUCAGCGGCGCCGCGCUGUUCCUGCUGCUGUUUUCGGCGGUCGCGGCGCAGGAGUCCGGAGCGGCUUGCUCCCAGAACACAAACAGAACCUGUGAGGAGUGCCUGAAAAAUGUCUCUUGUCUAUGGUGCCACACCAGCAAGGCGUGCUUGGACUACCCCGUGAGCAGGAUCCUGCCGCCCAGCUCCCUCUGUAAGCUGAGCUCCGCACGCUGGGGCGUGUGCUGGGUGAACUUCGAGGCGCUGAUCAUCACGCUGUCGGUGGUGGGGGGAGCCGUGCUCCUGGCCGUGGCCGUGUGCUGCGCCUGCUGCUGCUGCCGCGGGAAGAGGAGCCGCAAGCCGGACAAGAGCGAGGAGAGGGCGGCGCGGGAGCGCGAGGAGCGCCGGAUCCGGCAGGAGGAGAGGAGAGCAGAGAUGAAAUCGAGACACGAUGAAAUCAGAAAAAAAUACGGUUUGUUUAAAGAAGAAAACCCGUAUGCCCGGUUCGAGAACAACUGAGAGCACCGCCCGCCCCCACCCCUGCCGAGGACACAGCACAUGGCUGCCCGCGCCCUGCGAGCUUCUGUCCCCUUC